CCCCACCCCUACCCUCACCCCCACCCCCGCCGCCCCCGGGCCCCGAUGGACUGAAUGAAGGCUGCUUGUACCGCCUAUCGAUGCCUCACCAAAGAUCUAGAAGGCUGCGCCAUGAACCCAGAGAUGACAAUGGAAAGUAUCGGCAGUUUGCACGGGGCAGCCGGCGGCAGCAGCGGCGGCGGCGGCGGCGGCGGGGGCCCGGCCCAUGAGCAGGAGCUGCUGGCCAGCCCCAGCCCUCACCACACUAGCCGGGGCGCAGGCUCGUUGCGGGUCCAGCCUCCUCACCAGGACCUGGGCACCGCGUCCUCCCGCUCAGCCAUGGUGACCAGCAUGGCUUCCAUCCUGGACGGGGGGGACUACCGUCCGGAGCUGUCCAUCCCGCUGCACCAUGCCAUGAGCAUGUCCUGCGACUCGUCCCCUCCGGGCAUGGGCAUGAGCAACACCUACACCACGUUGACGCCACUCCAGCCCCUGCCGCCCAUCUCGACCGUCUCCGACAAGUUCCACCACCCACACCCCCACCACCACCCGCACCACCACCCACACCACCACCACCACCACCACCAGCGCCUGUCCGGCAAUGUCAGCGGGAGCUUCACCCUCAUGCGGGACGAGCGGGGGCUACCAGCCAUGAACAACCUCUACAGCCCCUACAAGGAAAUGUCCGGCAUGGGGCAGAGCCUGUCUCCUCUAGCAGCCACCCCUUUGGGAAACGGGCUGGGCACCAUCCACAACUCCCAGCAGGGCCUACACAACUAUGGGCCCCCAGGGCACGACAAGAUGCUCAGCCCCAACUUCGAAGCCCACCACACUGCCAUGCUAGCCCGAGGGGAUCAGCACCUCUCCCGGGGGCUGGGUACCCCGCCCGCUGCCAUGAUGUCGCACCUCAAUGGGAUGCAUCACCCGGGCCACGCGCAGUCCCACGGGCCGGUCCUGGCUCCGAGCCGGGAGAGGCCGCCCUCCUCCUCCGGCUCGCAAGUGACCAACUCGGGACAGUUGGAAGAAAUCAACACCAAAGAAGUGGCCCAGAGGAUCACUGCUGAGCUGAAGCGCUACAGCAUCCCUCAGGCGAUCUUCGCCCAACGGGUGCUGUGUCGUUCUCAGGGGACUCUUUCUGACCUGCUUAGGAACCCCAAACCUUGGAGUAAACUGAAAUCUGGCAGGGAGACCUUCAGGAGGAUGUGGAAAUGGCUACAGGAGCCGGAGUUCCAGCGGAUGUCCGCCUUACGCCUGGCAGCAUGCAAACGCAAAGAGCAAGAACCAAACAAAGACCGGAACAAUUCCCAGAAGAAAUCCCGCCUGGUUUUCACCGACCUCCAACGCCGAACACUCUUCGCUAUCUUCAAGGAGAACAAACGCCCGUCCAAAGAGAUGCAGAUCACCAUUUCUCAGCAGCUGGGGCUGGAACUCACCACAGUCAGUAACUUCUUCAUGAAUGCCCGACGUCGCAGCUUGGAGAAAUGGCAGGACGAUUUAAGUACGGGGGGAUCCUCAUCAACCUCCAGCACUUGUACCAAAGCAUGACUGAAAGAAUCUAAAUUGGGCACAAGUCAACUGUAAAAGGAAAAAACAACAACAACAAUGACAACAACAAAAGGAAAAAGACACAGGAUUCUUAGCUGGGGCCCUUCACUGGUGAUUUGAAAGCACAAUUCUCUCAAAAAAGAAAUUUCUAUUCUAGCUGUAAUCAUAGGACAUGUGUUCUUUUUUUAUGGCUAUGGAGUCUAAGUGCAAGCUAAAAAAUUAGUCUCUUCCACAAAAAUACUAUUCUCUAAGCAAGCUAAGCAUACCAGAAACUCAAAUGGGUCUCUCCUAAAAAGCCAGUUAAUUCCAUUGUGGUUUCAGCCACAUGUAGAUUGCUUAAAAAGAAAACAAUCUAACACAAAGUCUUACUAGCCUCUUACAAAGUUCCCAUGAAUAUCAGUGGGAAUCCGGUCUGUGUGAGGAAUUCCAAGUCUGGGAUCCCCAGAUGAUUCAGUUAAGAGGAUAUUGUAGGAAUAUUUAUGACCUCAUUUGCUUUCCAAAUGCUUAGCCUCCUUUCACUACAAUAUACCAAAGUUCACAGCCAUAACUAGAGAAACCUAAAAAUGAUAAUUAUUGAGCACAAACCUUAAAUGUGGAAAUCAAAUCCAAGAACCUGUUUUUCCAACUCAGGCAUCUUUUCACCAAAUGGUUUAGGAGCUUUUAGGUCGAUCCAGUUGACAGUCUUUUUUCCCUUACCUCCAGAAAGUCUCAUAUGUUAUGGAUCGGUUAAAACAAAAUCCAUUCACUUGAGCUCAAAGUAUCAAGCACAAAGAUGAUAACUAUAGAAAUAAGCAAGGUUCUGGAUUCACUGCAUCUGUAUUGUCAAGACAUUGAUUCUGAAGUCAUUAGCGGAUAGCAAGGGAACAAGGAUGGCUUCAAGCACAUUUUGUAGUUUGCCACCAAUUCUGUGUUUGUACAUGAUGCAGACACUCACUCAGGAGGCCAAUUUAACUGCUAUGGUACAUGGAGCAAAUGCAACAUAUUAAAAGAUCUAGAUUUUUUUAGAUCAUUAGUAUAUCCUCCUUGGUUAUUGGCCAUCUAGUCCCACCUAUUGUGCAUUGUUACCACGAUAUUCAUUUCAUUAUUACUGUUUCAGAUUUUGUUGCUAUUUCAUACAUUCUUUUGGUGGGGGUCCCUCAAUGUUUGCUGGCCUUGGGGGAAACUCCAACAACCAAUCAACAUGUCAUCCCAAUACUAUUGUUCAUAACUUUUUCAUCUGAAUCCCAAGCCUCUUUCAUUGUUCAAUCAUCCCUGUAUAACGACUGAUUAAAUCUGGAGAAAACACAGCACACCAAAGAAGCAGAAUCCUGCAAACCAAAGACAUUUCUUACUUGCCAUUUUCUAGCCUAAAAAUACUGUGAUUACUUUUAGAAAUCAGAAUGCCUCUGCAACUCCAAAUGGCACUCAGCUCUUGCAUUUGGCUGGCCCUUUGGGUAAGCAGUAUGGCAAUACCGAGAACAUUAGCCAAGUCACACGGGAAGGGUUAACCACAAUGGCUGUCCUUGGUGGUGAUCAGCUUCCAAAUGAGGCCUACAGUCCUUCUCCUGGAGAUUGUGAUGGUCACAAUGUGCAUAUUUACCAGUGAAUGGCCCCUGGAGAGCACCAUUGGAGUGUUCAAAAGCAAGCCAAACACUGCAGUGAUUCUUUAAAGACACUUGAGAUUUUUUAUGUAUUACUUAAUCGAAACCAAAGAAACUUUUCUGCACCUACUUCUGCAACAAAUAAAAACUGUUCCAUUAAAGAUGAAUAACUAAGUAAAAAAAUGAAUGCUAAAUGAAAAACAACAAAGAAGGAAAAACAAUGUUGUGCGACACAUUGUGUCUGGACAGACCUCUUAGGACAUUUUUUGGAAGCAGAUUUCAAAGAAAGGGUUGAAACAGGAAUGGAAACAAAGAAAAGCCUCCAUUGGCUGCUGCUUCAUUUGACAACUCACUUGGUAAUCUUAAAGUUGAAGAUUGUCUUUAAUUUGUGCCUAUGCAGUUUUUCAAAAGAAUAAGGAACAGAGCAACGGAAACCUCAACAGCUACAAUACCAAAGAUGAGGAUUUCUCACACCUUUUGUUUCAGUUCAUUAUCUCUUCUUGCACGGCUAAAAUGCUAAUAGCAUCAUUGAUUUGUGUAAAGGUAAUCAAUUCUGUUUCUUUGAGCAACAAAAGAAAAGGGUCAUUUAUUUUAUUUUAUUUCCUUUUUUGCCUUUAUUGUCUCUACCCCAGCAUGGAAUCUUUCCAAAGGUACCACAGACUCCAAGUGUAAGAUAUUGGGAUACUUAACUAAUCUCUCUUCUCCAUCCAGGGAAUGUGGGAGAAGAGAUUGUCACUUGAAUGUUCUUUGCUUGACCACCUAAAAUUCGUUCCUAAUAUCAGAGCCUUAUCAUCAGGGGAGUGAAGGGGGACACUGUGCUGGGCAAAUCUUUUCCCCUUCCACAAUACCAAAGAGUUUGCCAUUAUGAUAGCUUUGUCUCCAUGUAGUUGCUACAUCUAAACAGGGCUCAUUUCAGAAAACAUGUAAAAUUUAUUGUGAUUUCUACUUUUCUAUUAGCUUUUAAAAUCAUCUAUAAAGCUCCAUUUCUAAGCGGAAAUAUAUAUUCCUAUAUAUGUAUUAAAGUAUAUAUGUUUUAUAUAUGUGUUGUUUACAUAACACAUAUAUACAUAUAUAUAGCAUGUCCCAAAAGUCGUUGUGCAGUUUUGUGCUUUUAUAGCUUUAAACUGCACAAAGACUUUUGGGAUAUUCUGUAUAUAUGCAUACAUACAUAUAUGUAUACAAAACUAUCUUGAUAUCCAUGAGAUCCACAAAAUAUUGCUGUCAAAAAGUGACAUGUUGUUACUGCUGUAUGUUCUAUUUGUUAAGUAUACACACUUCAGAAUUGUAUUCAUUUUCCAUGCCGUUCCAAAGGCAAAGAACCACUCUAGAUAUAUGGUAUUUAGAGAUGAAAUAUCCAGGCUUAUAUCCACCAAAUAUAACUCUAUCCUGCAACAAAUUCACUGUUUGCAGUAGGAGUGAAUAAGAUGUUCUAAAUCUCCACCUCAACCCAGGUUAUUGUUAUAAAUCUUAGGUCCUACUCAGGAUUGAACUAACAACAAUAAGAAGCCCAUCAUAUAAUUAUCAGGAAAUAUUUAAUAGAGCUUCCCCAUCUUGUUACCAAAGAUGAAAAUCCCCUUUAAGAAGAAAAUCCACCCCAUCAUUGUUUUUCCUCAAGGAAAUUUCAUAUUCUUAUAGUCUUCUCCAACACAUGUGGGUUUUAGACAUGUUGAUAUGACUUCUAGUCGGUUAAAGUCCAACCUUGCUUUGACAGGCAAAUCAGGUCCCUCAGGGGGUGAUUAUAGAACUAUAUCUAAAGCCUGGAUAUAACCACAGUCAAUUUGGAAGAUUGGGGAGGAAAGGUUAUGAUAUUUUCCACAACAGGAAAACACAAACCAAAGUUUAAAGAGACAUGUGUGUCUGGAACUUCCUAUCCUGGAGAAUUCUGUCUGCCCAAGAUAUCUUCCCUAACUCUCCAUCUAUAGAGGUUUCGUUCAAAUUGAGUAACUUCAGAUGUGGAGUGGAAGUUAUGUUCUAGCAAACAGUCUUCCAGCUUCCAUUUUCAAAAUUCUUCAUCACCUAAGUGGAUAUUAAUUAAUUCCCUUUAAUUAAACAAUUCUGUCAUAUUUGAAACUAUUUUAAUUCAUUCUUUCACUUAACAAGCAUUUAUUUUCUCUCCAUUCU
Sarcophilus harrisii (Tasmanian devil) is the source of this 5225-nucleotide messenger RNA. RefSeq names its product one cut homeobox 2 (gene ONECUT2). Gene Ontology annotation, cellular component: nucleus. The record is from RefSeq and is a predicted model, not a curated record. The transcript is spliced from 2 exons. The coding region runs from base 55 to 1524 and encodes 489 amino acids. Lineage: Eukaryota; Metazoa; Chordata; Mammalia; Dasyuromorphia; Dasyuridae. Gene Ontology annotation, biological process: regulation of transcription by RNA polymerase II. Gene Ontology annotation, molecular function: RNA polymerase II cis-regulatory region sequence-specific DNA binding; DNA-binding transcription factor activity, RNA polymerase II-specific.